AUGCCUCAUAACUCUAAUCCGGCGACGGACAUGGGUCGGGGUGUUACAGUUACUAUUCCUUGUCUUAUUGGUAGUUUAAGUGUUGAAAAAGCUUUGGCUGAUUUGAGGGCUAGUAUAAAUGUCAUGCCUUAUAAAAUGUUCAAACAACUUGGUCUCGAGAAACCAAAACCCAUUAGGAUGAAUAUUCAAUUAGUUGACAGAUCAAUUAGGUAUCCUAGGGGUAUUAUUGACAAUGUACUUGUUAAAGUCGAUAAAUCUAUAUUCCCUUUUGAUUUUGUUAUAUUGGACAUAAAUGAGGAUAUUGAGGUACCCAUGAUCUUAGGUCAGCCAUUUUUAGCCACUGCUAAAAUUGUUAUUGAUGUGGGUAGUGGUGAACUUGUGCUAAGUGUAGGUGAUGAAAAUGUUACUCUUCAAGCACGUGAUUUUGUUAGAGUUCCUAGUGAGCGAGAUGAUACUCAUUAUUCUAUUAGUGUUAGUAAUCAUGUGGCUCAACAUUCUUUUGAGGAAUUUACUAAUGAAUACUUGUUCGAAUAG
Molecule: messenger RNA, 534 nt
Organism: Gossypium raimondii (Peruvian cotton)
Lineage: Eukaryota; Viridiplantae; Streptophyta; Magnoliopsida; Malvales; Malvaceae
Exons: 1
Coding region: 1-534 (177 amino acids)
Source: RefSeq, a predicted model, not a curated record